This is a messenger RNA of Chaetomium fimeti, 1230 nucleotides long. RefSeq lists its product as uncharacterized. The record is from RefSeq and is a predicted model, not a curated record. NCBI's taxonomy places the organism in Eukaryota, Fungi, Ascomycota, Sordariomycetes, Sordariales, Chaetomiaceae. The transcript has 4 exons. The coding region runs from base 1 to 1230 and encodes 409 amino acids.
AUGUGCCACCGUGAUAUCUGCCACUACAAAUGCGGGCACGCCUACGAAGGCAAGGUGCGCCGGUGCCAAAGUUACUACGAGAUGCGGGCAGAAGAGACUCCCACGCUUUGCAUGAUCUUUCGGAGGAAGACUAUGGACUGCAAAGACCUGAUGAGCGUCAACCAAGACAUCGCGACCGUCUGCUCGGUAACAUGCGCCAAGAGGCUACUGAACACGCAGAAAUCCAGAGAGAACGAGUUGCGGCAACGGGAGAAGCAGCUAAAAGAGAGGGAGAUGGCUAGCGCACGGGAGUACGAGCAGAAUAAGAAGGCAGAGGAGGAGGCGCUGCGGCGGCAGAGGGUGGAGAGGGUGGAAAGGGCUAGACGAGAGAGAGAAAAUGGCCGUCAUACGCAGGGCGCCCCAGCCCAGCAACGAAUGCCUUUCCAGCCAACCACGAGCAGGGCCGGCAACUCGAUCUCACGCAGCAACGCCCGCCAUCUCGGCCCCGGACAGACCGGCGCGCUUGACGACCCUCGCGUACGAGUCCAGGCUUCUCGGCAGCACGCUCAGUCCGUUGCGCGGAGGAAUCCUACCCUGCCAGCAACCAAGCAGCGGCCGAAGGUCGAACCCUUCUACGCGCCACCCGUGCCACCAAAAGACACAUCAUGGCGACCACAGCACCCCAACAUGGUCCCCGCACCCCUCACCGUGGGCACCCGAACCCCAACAAGGACCACCGGCCCACCACCAACCACCACCACCACCGCCCCCAAGCGGAAGCCAGUCUACCCAAACAACAACAACAAUAGUAGUAGUAGUAGGUCAUCCGCGCCAGCAGCGCAGACGCGCCCGGCCGGCCCCAUCAACCCCACGCACCACAUCAACCCGAUGCACCAACUCAGCCCCACACACAAAGUCAACCAGACGUACCGCCCCAGCCCCAUGCACCGACCCAACCCGGGACACAACAAGCCGUGCCCGGCAGUUCCGGUCCCGAACCGCCUGGUGAAGAACAACCCGGCACCGUCGUCGUCGUCGUCGGGGGGCAGGAGACUCGUCGUAACCCGCGCGGGUGCCGACAGCAGCAAGACUAGGUCGGCGCCUGCGGCAGGGGUGACACCGACGGGAGGGCCGGUUAAGAAGAAGAGCUGGCUGAAGAAAUUGGUGGGCGGGGCGGGGAGCUGUGAGUCGGCGGAGUGGGUGUCGGCGGAUGCGGUGAGGGUUGAGAGGGGGUCGGUGGUGGGGUUGUGA